AUGUUUGAGGCGCUGUGGGAUGCUGGCGUACGGUAUUGCUUCGUCAAUCUAGGAUCUGAUCAUCCAGCCAUCAUGGAAGCAAUGGUCAAAGGCAAGCAGGAGAGGCCAGACAGGUUUCCCAAGUUCAUCACCUGCCCCAGUGAAAUGGUAGCACUUUCCAUGGCAGACGGCUACGCCCGUGUCACAGGAGAGCCCCAAGCUGUCAUUGUCCACGUGGACGUUGGCACUCAAGCACUCGGAUGUGCGGUACACAAUGCCAGCGUCGGCCGCGCACCCGUACUCAUCUUUGCCGGUCUCUCCCCAUGCACAAUGGAAGGUGAAUAUCGCGGUAGUAGAACCGAGUUCAUCCACUGGCUACAAGAUGUGCCUGACCAGAAAGCAAUUGUAUCGCAAUACUGUCGCUAUACCGCCGAGCUGAAAAAGGGCAAGAACAUCAAACAGAUGGUGAAUCGAGCCCUGAGCUUUGCGAAUAGUGAGCCGAGAGGUCCAGUCUAUUUGCAAGGGACUCGAGAGGUUAUGGAAGAGGUUAUUGAGCCUUACGAGAUUCGACAGGAGUUUUGGACUCCCGUGGAGCUUGGUGGGUUGACACCGAAGCAGCUGAGUCUUGUUGCAGAUGCGCUGGUGUCUGCUCGAGAGCCUCUUGUCGUCACGGGUUAUAGUGGACGUGACACUGCCGUGGUACCCUUGCUUGUCGAGCUGGCAAAUAUUAUCAAAGGGUUGCGGGUUCUCGACACAAUGGGUUCUGAUCUCUGUUUCCCUGCCGACCACCCUGGCUGGCUGAGCGUGCGAUAUGGAUCGGACGAGGCCAUUCGAACAGCCGACGUGAUACUGGUCGUCGAUUGUGAUGUGCCCUGGAUCAACACGCAGUGUAAGCCUGUCAACGACGCAAAAAUUUUCCAUUUCGAUAUCGACCCGUUGAAAGAUCAGAUGCCGGUCUUCUACAUUGAUGCGAUCCUGCGGUGUCGUGUGAAUACCAAGUUUGCUAUGGGCCAACUUGUCCAACAUUUGAAGAUUGAGCUUUCAGAUCAAGUCAGGGCGAAUCAUGAGGUUUAUGCCGGCCGAUGGUCAGACCUCCAGGCAUCCUAUGCACGAAAGCUAAACGCUAUAGCUGCACAAGCGAAGCCGAAUCCAGACGGCUCCUUUGGAUGCGGAUUUCUCAUUUCGAAGCUCCGGGAGACCUGCCCGAUUGAUACCAUAUGGGUCAUAGAAGCCGUUACUAAUACUUUCACCGUAGCCGAUCAACUACAAGCAACAUUACCGGGAAGCGUGUUUAGUUCUGGUGCAGGUGGACUCGGCUGGUCUGGAGGCGCAGCUCUUGGGAUAAAGAUGGCCACAGACGACCUCCACGGAGGGAAGGGCAAGUUUGUAUGCCAGAUCAUCGGAGAUGGUUGCUUUCUCUUCUCUAUACCUGCUAGUGUGUAUUGGAUUGCGCAGAGAUACGAGAUCCCAGUGCUGACUAUAGUGCUCAACAAUAAUGGCUGGAACGCACCUCGGAAGUCUUUGCUUCUUGUUCACCCUGAUGGACUGGGAUCUCAGGUUAGCAACAAAGAGCUUAACAUAUCAUUUGAUCCAAACCCGGAUUAUGCAACUAUUGCACAGGGGGCAUCGGGUGGUAAAUGUUGGGCGGGACAAGCUAGCACAGUUGAAGAACUGGCAGCAAGGUUACCGGAGGCUGUGAAUGCUGUACAAAACGGCCGUUCUACUUUGUUGGAUGCACGGAUACAGUAG
This is a messenger RNA of Penicillium cataractarum, 1728 nucleotides long. RefSeq lists its product as uncharacterized. Gene Ontology annotation, molecular function: thiamine pyrophosphate binding; magnesium ion binding; flavin adenine dinucleotide binding. Bases 1 to 1728 code for a protein of 575 amino acids. The transcript is spliced from 3 exons. NCBI's taxonomy places the organism in Eukaryota, Fungi, Ascomycota, Eurotiomycetes, Eurotiales, Aspergillaceae. Gene Ontology annotation, biological process: L-valine biosynthetic process. Gene Ontology annotation, cellular component: acetolactate synthase complex; mitochondrion. The record is from RefSeq and is a predicted model, not a curated record.